CGAAAGUAACUGUGGGGCCUCUGCUUUGCAGGAAGCUGCUUGGCCACAGCAGCCAGACGUCCCCAGAGCCGUGGCAGGAGCUGGCUGUGCAUCUGGUCUCCGUGCAGGCCAUGGAGGAAGAAUUCCAGUUCCUGCUCUGCCAGGGGUGCCACAAAGAGCCCAGGAGUCCCAAGCUCCUGUCCUGCCUUCACACCUUGUGCAUCGACUGCCUGGAGGAGAACAAGCCGGUGGGCCAGUGCCCCAUCUGCCAGGCUCCCAUCCCACAAGCCAGCGGGAUCCCAGACCAGGACAACCUGCUCUUCGCCAACCUGCAGGCCAAGCUCCGCACCUACCAGAAGAUCCGCAGCGGCAGCGGCCUGGUCUGUGACCGCUGCAGGGAGCCGGCUGAGUUCUGGUGCGCGGAGUGCGAGGAGUUCUUUUGCAUCAGAUGCUUCGAGGCCCACCAGUGGUUCUUGAAGAAGACAAGCCAUGAAACCAGGAGGGUGAGUGAGCUGAAGGCAGAAUCUGCCAAACAGUUCGUGGAGGGAGCAAGGAAGUCCAGCAUCCUCUUCUGUUCCAACCCCACCCACAAUAACCAGAACUACAUUACCAGCAGUAUCUACUGCCGAGGGUGUUUGAAGCCGCUCUGCUGCGCCUGCGCCCUCCUGGACAGCGAGCACACCAAGCUCUACUGCAACAUCCAGACAGAAAUCGAGCGGCGGCAGCGGGAGCUGGGGCACCUGAGCGAAGAGCUGAAGAGGAAAAAGGCCCAUUUUGAAGAUGCCCACAACAGCCUCAAGGACAUGGCUGAGGACAUGGACCUGGUGAGGAAUGAAACCCAGGAGCUGAUCCGGAAGAGGGUGGAGCAGAUGGUGCAGCUGAUCCAAGAGACGGGGCAGGAGCUGCUGGAGCAGGUGGAGAGGCGGCAUGGCCUGAGGAAGGAGGAGCUGGAGGGGAAACUGAGGCAGACGGAAGCCGUGCUCACAAGGAUGGGGGCCGGUGAGCAGCUGGUGGAGAAGAUGCAUCUCUACGCGUCGGACCAGGAGGUGAUGGACAUGCACCCCCUCAUCAAGGGCUCACUGGAGGAGCUCAGGAAGCUGCAGCCCCCGGCAGCGGGAGCCAGUGUCCAGGCUGAGGACUUUGCCGAGUGCAAAGCCAGACUCCAAGCUCUGUUUGUAAGAGUGACCGGGGAGAGAGAUGCUGUCUCCUGUGCCGCUGCCCCAGCAGCUCCAGUGACGGAGGUGACUUUGGUGACGGACCUGGCCGCCCCAGGGAAGAGACCAGGCCAAGCCGAAAAAGCCAUCCAGACACCUCCCAAGGUGCUGAAGCUUGAAUCUCCGCCUCAGCCACUAGAGAGCACCCCCCACAAAUGCAACCAGGACUUGCCAGACUGGGACCUGCAACCUGGGCCCAGCACCUUGAUGCCCAGCAGAAACUGCGGCGGGGCCCUUGCAGCCAGGGGAGCCGUGCUGUCCCGGGAGCUGGGGAAUGCCCAUCAGGAGCCCCGAGAGCAAGAGGACUCCAGCAUCGUGAUAAGCAGCUCGGAAGAUACCGAUGAGGACACGGUGCUCUCCAGCGUGCUAGAGGACAGCAAGGACUCCUCCUGGCUGCCGUUCGAAUGGGACCCCCCUGCUCCCGGCUCUCGGGCUGUGGCCAGCGCUGGCUUUGCGGGAAGCACGAUGGUCUUCUUCGACAUGAAGGUCAACAGAGACACUCAGAUGAUCACGCAGCUGGCUGCAGUGAGCGGAGAAAGCAGCUUUAAGGCCGUGAUUCAGACCCCCGAGUCGGUGCUCAGUUUGAUCUCCCAAGGCGUCUCCCUGGAGACCGGGCUGGAGCAUUUCCUCUGCUACCUCCGCUCCGUCCCCAAGCCCCUCCUAGUCGUGCAUAACUUCUGGGCCUCGGAGCUCACCGUUCUCUUUAAAGCCCUCGAGUCUUUUGCCAAGAAAUGGGACUUCUGCACGGCUGUCUGUGCUUACCUGGACACCCUGCCCUUGCUUCGGGAGAGGAUUCCCAUGCUUGGCCGCUAUAAGCUGAAGAACCUGGUGAGGAUGUGCCUGCACAAGCCGCUGAAUGACAGCAGCGCCCUGGCCUCGGCGAAGGCGCUGAGGGACCUGUGUAAACACCUGGAGAUCCACACCAACCCGGACCCGAGGUCUGUGCGCUCUCAUUGCAACCUGGAAUCUUACACUUCUCUUCAGUCCUUGCUGCAGGAGAAGUUGCUCACCAGGUCGGCCGCCAAGACGCUGGCAAUGCGUAGCAUGGUCCUCUGCGUACUGCAGGAGUCGUAGCAGGAGACGGGGCUGCCCAGGCCUGGCAGGAUCAGCCCUGAGCUUGGCGUGGCGCUACAGUGUUAUUCCCCGCUGCUGCUCCCUGCCAGCCUGCUUCUGCUGGUGCCGUCAGUGGCCAGAGUGUCUGUGCUCUGGCUCCCGGAUCCCUGUAUCCCGCUGGGCCCCAGGAGGCAGCUCUGUCAGGCUGGCCCCUGGACUGAAAACGCUCUCCCUUUCCCUAGCACUGCUGAGCUCCCCAGCGCCAGCGGCUUUUGGAAUGGCCGGGGCCAGGCUCUGCAGGCCUCUGUGUGCCGGGAAUGAUUAAACCA
This is a messenger RNA of Pelodiscus sinensis (Chinese soft-shelled turtle), 2575 nucleotides long. NCBI's taxonomy places the organism in Eukaryota, Metazoa, Chordata, Testudines, Trionychidae. The record is from RefSeq and is a predicted model, not a curated record.